Coccinella septempunctata (seven-spotted ladybird) is the source of this 2005-nucleotide messenger RNA. It is a transcript of the gene Cyp4g15, whose product is annotated as cytochrome P450 4g15. The coding region runs from base 167 to 1846 and encodes 559 amino acids. The transcript has 6 exons. Gene Ontology annotation, molecular function: oxidoreductase activity, acting on paired donors, with incorporation or reduction of molecular oxygen; heme binding; iron ion binding. The record is from RefSeq and is a predicted model, not a curated record. Lineage: Eukaryota; Metazoa; Arthropoda; Insecta; Coleoptera; Coccinellidae.
AACAAAAACGUCAAACUUUGGCGGAAUAAAUACUCGUGUAGGAUUUCUAGGGGUACUAUAAAAGGUUUUGGGUCGAAAGGGGAACACAAGUCCCAGUGUUCUAUUUCUAGGGAAAAAAAGAAAGAGAACAGUUCAGUGCAUAUAAUUAAAUAGGUUCCAUUUCAAAAUGUCGGCUACGGUAGCGACUCCAGUGGUGGGUGCCGCUCCCGGCAUUGUUUCCGCCAGCAAUGUCUUCUACUUCCUCCUGGUACCAGCUCUCGUCUUAUGGUACGCCUACUGGAAAAUUUCCAGACGUCACCUGGAAGAACUCGCAGCCAAAAUACCCGGCCCUGAAGGUUUACCCUUCUUCGGAAACGCCCUAGAAUUCACCGGAACGUCCCACGUCAUCUUCAAGACGGUCUUGGACAAGUCCAAGGAUUUCGGAAAACUGAUCAAAUUGUGGAUUGGACACAGACUCCUUGUGUUCUUGAUCGACCCAGACGAUGUAGAACUGAUCCUCAGCUCCCACGAGCACAUCGACAAGGCCCCAGAUUACAAAUUCUUCAAACCUUGGUUGGGAGACGGUCUUCUCAUCUCCACCGGUCCAAAAUGGAGGGCACACAGGAAACUUAUAGCCCCAGCUUUCCACUUGAACGUGUUGAAAUCCUUCGUGGACCUCUUCAACGCCAACAGCUUGCACGUCGUCGAUAAGCUGAGGAAAACGAUGGGCAAAGAAAUCGACUGUCACGACUACAUGUCUGAAGCUACUGUGGAAAUUCUUUUGGAAACUGCUAUGGGAGUCAGCAAGAACACUCAAGAUCAGAGCGGAUAUGACUACGCCAUGGCUGUCAUGAAGAUGUGCGACAUCCUCCAUCUCCGCCACACCAAAUUCUGGCUCAACCCCGACGUCAUCUUCAACCUAACCAAAUACAAAUCAUACCAAGACAAACUCAUCAACACCAUCCACAGCCUAACCCGUAAAGUAAUCAAAUCCAAGAAGGCAGCCUUCUCCAAAGGUAUCCGUGGAUCAAUAGCUGAGGUACCAGAGAACCUCAAGUCAAAAACCGUGGACAGAACCGAAGCAAAGACUGUCGUUGAGGGACUUUCCUUCGGCCAAUCGGCAGGAUUGAAGGAUGAUCUGGAUGUCGACGAGGAUAUUGGUGAAAAGAAACGUAUGGCUUUCUUGGACUUGAUGAUCGAGUCUUCCCAGAGCGGUGUCGUGAUUAACGACGAGGAAAUCAAGGAGCAGGUAGACACCAUCAUGUUCGAAGGCCACGAUACCACGGCUGCAGGCUCCAGUUUCUUCCUUUGCAUGAUGGGCGUGCACACUGACAUCCAAGAGAAAGUUUUCGAAGAACUGAACGAGAUCUUCAAGGGUUCAGACAGGCCAGCCACCUUCGCCGACACUUUGGAGAUGAAAUACUUGGAGAGGUGCCUUAUGGAGACGCUAAGGAUGUACCCUCCAGUACCUCUGAUCGCCAGACAGCUCAGGAGAGACAUCAAAUUGAGUGCUUCCGACCAUAUUGUACCAGCUGGAUGUACCGUUGUUAUUCCAACCUUCAAGAUCCAUCGCGAUCCAGAUACCUAUCCUAAUCCAGACAAAUUCGACCCUGACAAUUUCCUACCAGAACGCACAGCAAACAGACAUUACUACUCCUUUAUACCAUUCAGCGCUGGACCAAGAAGUUGCGUUGGUCGUAAAUACGCCAUGUUGAAACUGAAGAUUCUUCUGUCUCACCUCCUGAGAAACUUCAAGGUUGUCUCCGAUGUACCAGAAAAAGACUACCAACUCCAGGCUGACAUCAUUUUGAAACGUGCCGAUGGAUUCAGGAUUAGGCUUGAACCAAGGAAAAAGGUUGCGGCUUAAACAACUACCUACCUAGCGUACUCUCUCCAAGUGAUAAUUUGUGUAUAUGCUGUAUAAAACUAUGAAAACUAGGAAUUGUGAAGUGAUUAUUGUUACAUUAUUUAUAUUUAAUUAUAUAGGUAUGAUGAUGCAUAACUAAUAAAAGUUAUAGGGACUGAA